AUGGCUCCAGGAAAAGACUCUUGUCCACCUUUACCUAAAAUUCCCAGCAGCUGUUCUGAUACGAAUUCAUAUAAAGAACCUUAUAAGUGUGUUGAUAUUCAUUUGCCACAGUUUUCAUUCAAGCAAGGGAUAAUUCCAAGACGUUAUGUUAUGCCUUGGAAGGAAAAUAUGAAAUUUAGGACGGUGAAUUUGAAGCACGCAAAAGAGAGUGGAAUUGACACUGGCCCUUUAGAAGACUCUCUAUUUCUGGGUCACCGCGAGAGGCUUUGCCAUGGGGAAGAUCGUAAGGCUGUCUUGAAGAAAGCUCCACCAGAAAUAAGAAUUGCAGACAUGCCUUUGCACUCUCCUCUGUCCAAAUACCAAAGCACGGUGAUUUCCCAUGGUCUCCGAAGGCCACUGAUCUGA
Elephantulus edwardii (Cape elephant shrew) is the source of this 405-nucleotide messenger RNA. RefSeq names its product chromosome unknown open reading frame, human C5orf48 (gene SPMIP10). The transcript is spliced from 3 exons. Gene Ontology annotation, biological process: flagellated sperm motility. NCBI's taxonomy places the organism in Eukaryota, Metazoa, Chordata, Mammalia, Macroscelidea, Macroscelididae. The record is from RefSeq and is a predicted model, not a curated record. The coding region runs from base 1 to 405 and encodes 134 amino acids.